Ambispora leptoticha is the source of this 195-nucleotide messenger RNA. Lineage: Eukaryota; Fungi; Glomeromycota; Glomeromycetes; Archaeosporales; Ambisporaceae. The record is from the annotation of a GenBank genome assembly.
AUAGAGUUACAGAAUCACGCCACUUACAAAACAACCACAGCAAGACAAAAUCAGCAAGAACCAGCACAGAUAACAGAACAGUCGAAUGCGCCAACGACACGAACGAAACACAAAAAUGACUAUACAAAUGAAGCAAAGAUAAUUAUGACACCAACGAUGAUGCUAGCUUCGACACCAACGACGAAACAGUGCUGA